Messenger RNA from Drosophila suzukii, 977 nucleotides. RefSeq lists its product as uncharacterized. Lineage: Eukaryota; Metazoa; Arthropoda; Insecta; Diptera; Drosophilidae. The record is from RefSeq and is a predicted model, not a curated record.
ACCUAGAAGUUGUGUAAUUUCGGAAUUCGGUUAGUCAAAAUUCACAAAUGUUUUGAGGCGAGAAGGAGGUAGUGCCAUGGAUGAUUCAGGCCAAGAGGAGUACGUCUCUGUUUCGCGUUACGAUCGCCAAAGGGAACUGGCCAAAAGGCGACUGCUUUUCUGGGCAAGACGUCUUCAACUAAUGCCCCAUGAGGUAGAAAAGAUGUCAGAUGGGGAACUCAAUCAGAGAUGGCAAAUCAUUAAAAGAGAGGAAGACAAUUUUGACAAUCGGCAGGCUUUGUUCGAUCGCUGGAAACAACUUCAUGAGUUAAGAUAUCUUAUGUAUGAGGAGCAAAGGAAGUACAAUGAGCGUUAUGGACCAGAUGGAACCUCUAUCUGGCGAAUUCUGGCCAUGGCCCAGCAGGAUCUGGAAAAGAAACUCCAGAUAGAUAGAAUUCGUGGCAGUUGCCAGCGUUUUCCCUCGCCCAUGUGCCUUAUGGAGGAAGAACGACAGAGUGGGGGAAACCAACUUUUGCUGGAACCCCUAAAAUCAAUCCUAGUUGGCUAUGAUUCCGAAUCAGAGGAUGAGCUAAGACUGAAGAAGGUCACUAGAUAUAUACCUACAAGAUGGCCAAAACGGAGAAACCAUAGUCCUCCGAUUUCCAACCCAGAAAGAUAUAAGCAAAACCACAAUUUCUGCAAAGAACACCUUGAGGAAUGCCAACUACGUUUCUCAAAGAAAAAAAUCAAUCUUCAUGGUACAAGUGAAGACUCCUUUAAAAGCCUACGAGAACCUCCUCCAAAUCUGGGCUUCUGUCCUAACUGCGCCAAAAGACACCUGCGAUUGCCACCUCGCUUCUGACCAGGUUAAAAUAAAUCAAAAAGUCCAAGACCUGUAUUAAGCCCUGUCCACUUUGUAUUCAAUAUAUUCAUAUACACAGAGGGAAAACCAAAUUGUCCACAUGAAUUAGAUAUAUCCGCAGAGCUAAAUACAUAAU